Molecule: messenger RNA, 1788 nt
Organism: Lindgomyces ingoldianus
Lineage: Eukaryota; Fungi; Ascomycota; Dothideomycetes; Pleosporales; Lindgomycetaceae
Product: fungal-specific transcription factor domain protein
Exons: 5
Coding region: 1-1788 (595 amino acids)
Biological process (GO): DNA-templated transcription
Cellular component (GO): nucleus
Molecular function (GO): DNA binding; zinc ion binding
Source: RefSeq, a predicted model, not a curated record
AUGUCGGAGGAGGAAGACCGCAUUAACCAGCUGGAGAAUUUGGUUUUGAAUCUCAUGCAGCAGACUGCUCCAAGCUCCCCUGGAUCGCCCUCGGAUCUCGCGCCAGUCACGCCAGAGAAACGCCCUGCUCGUCAGAGCUCCCCCCCAUCAAGAGCUAAUUUAGAGCGACCUUCAGCUGCCCGACUCGAGACUCAGCGAGCAGUGUCACCCUCCCCAUCAGAUUAUGGAAGUAUUAGGAUUCGGGAAUCGGGUGUCAGCUAUGUCAGCAGCGCACACUGGGCGGCCGUACUCGACAGCAUUGCCGAACUGAGAGAUCACUUUGAGCAUGACGACGAACUUAACCCGCAUGGUUCUUACCCCGUCCAGCAGCAAGCCCACUUUCCCAGUCCCCAACUGCUUUAUGGUUGCUCAUUGCAUGUAACUGCAGCCUCAAUUCUUGGCUCCUUGCCCCCUCGGCCCGUUGUAGAUAAAUUAGUCUCACGCUAUUUCAAUGAUCUGGACAUGGCUACUGGCGUCGUGCAUAGAGGGAAGUUUCUCCGAGAGACUAUUGACAUAUUUCGAGAAAGAAUCAUCCAAUGCCUUAAUCUAGGCCAUUAUACAAGGGGUGGACCCUAUGUAUUGGAAACUUUGAUUCUCUAUUUCAUGGUUGAGGUUUUUCCACUUAAGGAGGUUGAGAUCGGCAUUUGGGUCCUGGUGGGCAAUAUAGUCCAAAUUGCUACACACAUGGGGUACCACCGAGAUGCAACGCACUUCCCCAACAUCCCCCCAUUUGCUGGCGAGAUGCGAAGGCGUAUCUGGGCGAUGAUAAUCCAGUUAGACUUCAGCAUCUCAACGCAAAUGGGCUUGCCCAGGUUGAUCAAAGAAAAUCAGACCAAUACCUGCGAGCCGCGGAACCUGGCCGAUUCUGAUUUCGAUGAGUUUUCAGCGGAGCUGCCCGCUUCCCGGCCUGAGACUGAAGCGACUCCUACUCUCUACACCUUAGCAAAGCUUAGAAUACUUUCCGUGGGGGCUAGGGUUGCCGACGUGGCCACUGAGCCUCGACCAUACUCAUAUACUACGGUCAUAGAGCUUGAUAAACAGAUUAACGAAGCCCGGGACGCCCUACCACCGAGCAUGAAGUGGGAAAGCCUUGCGUCGUGUCUCACUGCGCCGUCGCUAGAAAUCAUGCAGAAGAUUUGGAUAGAGAUGUGUGUCCAGCGGCUGAAGCUCGUCUUGCAUAAGAAGUUCCUCAUGCCAUCCCGGCUCCAGCAGGAGCAUGCCUACUCAAAAUCGGCUUGUCUCGCAGCUGCCAUGAAGAUUCUCGAAUUCCAGCACCUUGUUGAUGAAGAGAUUCAGGUGGACGGUCGCUUGUACCAAAUUCGUUGGAGGGUAUCUACGGCUUUCACACACGAGUUCCUCCUUGCUACCAGUGUCUUAUGCUUUUACCUCCAAGCCCUUUCUGUCGAACAAGAAUUACAACAUGAAAGCUUGGGAGACGUUGAGGCCGCCAAAGUGGAUAGGAUUCGAGAGCUCUUGAAAAUCUCCCAGAACAUAUGGCUCCGAUUAAGCCCUGACUCUACCGAAGCACGGAAGGCCGCCGAGGCAGUGCAGUAUGUUCUUGGCAACUCUGGACCUGGACCUGAGUCUUUCGGAUCUAUGGACAUGAUGCCAGGCCCUGCCCCUACGUCGGCUGUCCCAUAUUUCCCGGGAUUCCUGGACAUGGCACCUAGCUACGGUUUUGCUGGAUUGAGCUGGGAGCCAACAAACGAAUUUGAACAGUGGUGUCAAGCUAUUACUCGGAGUGAAUAG